AUGGAAGAUCAACAAAGCUGUUCGAAUCAAGAUACAAGCCAACAAGCAUCGUCACCAAGCUUAGACCUAGCAAGAGAAUCCAUCCAGUCGAAAUUACUACCAUUUUGGCGGGAAAUUCCUCGGGCAUGGUUCAUUCAAUUCGAAGCCGUGGUGGAGCCGCUAAAAACAUCGGAUGACCAAAAAUUUCGCUUCGUUCUGCAACAACUCCAAGCAACGGACCUGCGACAUCUCACGGAUAUUAUGUACAACCCGCCGGAGGCAAAAAAAUAUCAAGCCAUAAAAAACCGCCUACUCGCAGUGUACGAUAAAUCCGAAGUGAAGAAUUUUCAACAACUUAUCAGCGGUUUAGAGCUCGGUGACCAGAAGCCCUCGCAACUACUGCGAAGAAUGCGUGAACUCUGA
Papilio xuthus (Asian swallowtail) is the source of this 402-nucleotide messenger RNA. RefSeq lists its product as uncharacterized. The transcript has a single exon. The coding region runs from base 1 to 402 and encodes 133 amino acids. The record is from RefSeq and is a predicted model, not a curated record. Lineage: Eukaryota; Metazoa; Arthropoda; Insecta; Lepidoptera; Papilionidae.